Molecule: messenger RNA, 1545 nt
Organism: Scedosporium apiospermum
Lineage: Eukaryota; Fungi; Ascomycota; Sordariomycetes; Microascales; Microascaceae
Exons: 3
Coding region: 1-1545 (514 amino acids)
Source: RefSeq, a predicted model, not a curated record
AUGGCCGAGCUUGCGCUUGGCGUACUCGGCGUUUCUGGACUCUUCAGCGCAACACUCGACGUCUGGGCCUUUGUCGACGCUGGCCAGGGUUACGCCCAGUCCUUCAGGCGUCUUCGCACGAAGCUCGAUCUCCAGCGAACUCUCUUCGUGAACUGGGGAAAGAGUGUGGGUUUUGGUACGGAGAAGGGAUACCACGAGAAGCUAGAUGAGCCCGACACGAAAGAAAUUGUGCUGCAGGUCUUGACAGAAAUUUAUCUCAUUCUUUCGGAGACGGAUCGACUCGCCCUAGAAUAUGGGGUGAGAUUGCUCGAUGACGACGAGGCGCGACGACCACAAGCCAUUCCGAACCGGCUGCUUUCCUCGAGAAUUUCGGCAAACGGAGGGCGGAGUCGCGGUGGUCACGACAGCACACCUCUGCAGGCAGCGGUUCAGCAAGCGCGGGCCAAGAUCAAGCAACGCCAACAAAGCUCAUCCCUAUGGACAAAAGCGAAAUGGGCCAUUCGAGACGAAGAUAAGCUGGACAGGCUAGUGCGAGACCUGACGGAGCUUGUCACGGGGUUGCGCAGUCUAAGCUCGGAUUUUGUCGAUUCUGAACGCGAGAAGCAAAUUGCGAAUGAAACCAUUUCUGAUAUCGACGACAUCCAGGAUCUGCGGGAUGUCCAAGAAGCUUCGACCGAAUCGUCUCCUCUUUCGGUAUCAAUUGGUGCACGUAUUCAAAGCCUGAUGCCCAGCGCCUCCACUGCCUUUUACUCCGCGAGAUCGCGGCUGAGUGAAAUCUCCGUUCCCGUCGACUUGUAUGGCAGCGCUCCAGGAAACACCAAUCCCUUCUCGCUAUCGGCUAGAUUUAGGCAGGAGUCUGGUAGCAACCAGAGGACCAACCAAACAGACCGGGACAUCGGUUCCACUUCAGACACCGACGAACAGACCGAGGCAGAGCCACAAGGCCCGAACUCGGUGCCUGGGGUGGAUACAGUUUCAUGGAAGUUUGCUUCGGGUGUCAGAAUACAUGGCAUUGAUGGACCAGUUAUGCGAGUUGAAAUGAUAAUCGAUGCCCCGGAUGACACGGCUUAUAAGGACGGCCAGUUCCGCAUCCAAUUCUGGAUUAGGCACGCUAAAAUUAUCGAAAGUGAUGAAACUCGGGUUUCUGUUAGCCAGGUUACUUUACGAUUCAUGACGCGAGUCUGCCACCCAUUGGUAUGCACAAACGGGUACUGCGGAUGGACCAGCCUCGAGGACAGGUUUGACAAGAGAAUAGGGUCGGUUCAAAGUUUGGAGGAGACGGCAAAUGACUGGACUCAAAGAUAUGCUCAAGGGGCGGGCUCGCGACGGCCGAUUUAUCCCCCUGAAUCUAGUGUAGUAGCCCAGGAGUCGUCUACACUCUACUUUAACACGUUGUCUUUCAUGCGCAAGCCAUCACCUCUGAUGUUGGAUCAAGAUCGCUGGGAAGCACAAGGAGUGCCCGGGGUGUCAGUAGUGCUACUAGGCUAUCCUGCGGUUCAAACCUGGGCGGGUCAACUGGUGCCGGAGGUCAAGGUGGUUGGCUAG